UAUAUAUAUAUACGUAUAUUGUAACGUAACCUUCGAUUCCGGUGAGAUUAGAUUCAAUUCAUUGUUGAAUGAACUACUGUGCUUCUUCAGCUAUUUAUUAUACUUGUAUUAUCUACUUACAUUUUUCGUUAAUUGUGAAUUAAAGAACAACCAUGCUUCGUACUGGAUUCAGAGUAGUGUACAGGGCUGUUGGCACUAGGGGAUAUACGAGUGCCGCGCCAGAAAAAACUGUAGCUUCUUCAAGUUUCAAAGUACAGGACAGCAAGGAUUUCACAGACAGAGUUAAAAAUGCAAAAGUCCCAGUGAUUGUUGACUUUUUUGCAACAUGGUGCAAUCCAUGCCGAUUGUUAACACCAAGAAUAGAGCAAGUUGUUGCUGAAAAACAGGGUAAAAUACUACUAGCCAAAGUUGAUAUCGAUGAAAACACAGACCUCGCUUUGGAUUAUGAGGUUGGCUCUGUACCUGUACUUAUGGUUAUGAAAGAUGGUAAAGUCUUGGAAAAAAUUAUUGGAUUACAAGAUACUGACAAACUUAGAAAAUUUGUUAGCAAGCAUGCUGAUUCAUAGAUUUUGCAAGUACCUGUUUUGAUAGUUAAGAAUUUUAUGAAAUAUUGUAAAAUUUUUUUUCCUAUGUACAUACACUAAUGUUGAAUCUUUUAACAACUAUAAAUGUCAUGUUGGAGAAUCAUAAGUAAGCAUCGUCUUUUUUUUGUCUAAAAACUUAUUUUAUACAUACAUCUAUAUUUGACGUAAUAAAAAAUUAUUAUAUAUACAAGUCAAUAAACUAGAAUCAUGUUUCAUUUGGCAAAGCUUGCAA
Messenger RNA from Nasonia vitripennis (jewel wasp), 816 nucleotides. Its product is annotated as thioredoxin, mitochondrial-like. The record is from RefSeq and is a predicted model, not a curated record. Bases 153 to 566 code for a protein of 137 amino acids. Gene Ontology annotation, molecular function: oxidoreductase activity, acting on a sulfur group of donors, disulfide as acceptor; protein-disulfide reductase activity. Lineage: Eukaryota; Metazoa; Arthropoda; Insecta; Hymenoptera; Pteromalidae. The transcript has 4 exons. Gene Ontology annotation, cellular component: cytoplasm.